CUUCUUCAAUCUUCUGUUGCUUCACUUCUAAGCGACACUUGUCUCUAUAUUCUCUCUCCACAUACACAUAAUUGGAUAUUUCUGUGUGUGUGUGUGUGUUUUCAGGUUAUCUUCUGAGCCGAGAAACUGAAGUGGGUAUGUUGUUGGAAUCCAUAAUUUUUGGCAAGUAUAAUAUUGUAUAACAGAGAUGAUGGGAAUGGGCAGUAAAGGGCAGAAUUCAGAAGAGCCCAACGAAGGUCAAGGCUUGAUAGAUUUGGUUUUUUCUUGGUCUCUUGCUGAUGUACUCAACAAAGAUCUUUACAAGGGCAAGGUUAAUCUAAUUCCAAUGACAUUUUCAUCGACAAAAGAUUACAUGAAGUCAUUUAUCUACCCGCUUAUUGAGGAAACACAUGCUGAUUUACUCUCAAGCAUAGAGAUGGUGGCCGGUGCACCUAUUCGUGAAAUAUUGACAGUUGAAACAACCAAAGGCUUUCCUAAAAUCUUGCGCUACAAUAUCAUAUUAGAAAGAAUGGAGGACACUGCAAAUAAUUAUGAAGGAAUGUAUGAGCCUGCGGUCGGAGAUCUCAUUGCCUUGACAGAGCUCAAACCCAAGUGUAUAGAUGAUCUUCAUAGGCCUAAAUCACCUUAUCUUGUUGCUUUAGUUACAGAGACGAAUGAUGAUUCUGAUUGUUUUUGGAUACAACAAGAAGAAAACAAACAAGAAGAAAACAAAGAUGAUUCUGAUAAACUUGAAAUUAAAGUUCUGUCGUCAAAUCUCAUCGUGUUUGAUGCAGAUGAACUAAAGGAUCAGAACAAAAAGAGAAAACUUUUUGCUGUUUAUCUUACAAACCUGAUUACUAAUCUUCGUAUAUGGACGGCAUUGAACUCAGAGGGGAACAUGAAAAUCAUUAAAAGAGUGCUCCAAACUGAUUCUACUAUUGGGACCAAUUGUAUUCACUGCUUGUCCCAAGAGAAUGACAGUGUUUCUCUAUCCAGUGUGAGGAAUGUCAUAAGCUCAUUUAAUCUGGACGAUUCCCAAAAGGCCGCUGUUCUAAGUUGUGUUGCUACAAGAGAAUGUCAUCAUCAAAAUACAGUCAAACUAAUAUGGGGUCCUCCUGGAACUGGGAAAACCAAGACAGUCGGUUCAUUGUUGUUUUCUCUAUUGAAGUUGAAAUGCAGAACACUAACCUGUGCCCCAACCAACAUUGCAGUGUUGGGAGUCACUGCACGGCUCAUGAGUUUGGUUUGGGAUGCACUCAAGUAUGAUACUUAUGGGUUGGGAGAUAUAGUAUUGUUUGGUAAUUGGAAGCGAAUGAAGAUCGAUGAACAUGAAGACCUUCUUGAUGUAUUUCUUGAUUACCGUGUUUUUAUGCUUCGCAAAGCUUUUGCUCCAGCGACUGGGUGGAACAAAAAUUUGGAAGCAAUGAUCUGUUUACUUGAAGGCCCCGAAGAGCAGUACCGUCUGUAUUUGGAAAAUUGGGAAAAAGAAAAUAAGAAAAAUGGUAAGGAGCCAGAGGAGACAAAUUUUGGAGAUAGGACCGCGAAAAGCAAUCAAGACGAAGAGGAUGAUAUUCAUGAUCAAGAAGAUUUGAAACCAAUUGAUGAAAGGGCAUUUUGGAGGAAGACAGUUAUUCAAAUCUUGAAGGAAAAUAGGAACAAGAAAAAACAGAAGAAAAAGGAGCCUUUUAAAAGAAAAAGCCAAUUGAAGAGUGAUAAAACAAAGGAGGAAAACAGAGGAGAAAGGGUGGAUAAGUGUGAAAAACUUAAGACAUUUGAGGAGUUCUUCAUGGAUAAAUUUAAAUCCAUUGGAAAUGGUCUCAUCUUUUUGAUUCCAAUCUUGUACACCCACAUGCCAACUUCUAUCAUUUCAUUGGAAGUAGUAAAAGAGAUGAUUAAAGCUCUUAAUCUGCUAAAAUCAUUUCGAACUUUGCUGCAUACUGACGUUGCUGCAAAUAAUUUUUUGAGAGAACUUAUUAAUGGAACUGUAGAUGUCGGAAACAGGAUUAAUGGAUUCAUGAAGUUGAGUUCUGUCAAGGCAGAGUGCCUUCAAUUACUCAAAUUCCUUCGCGAAACCUUUUCUGUUCUAAAUACUACUGCCAAAUAUGUAACUCGAAGGUUUUGCUUGCAAAAUGCGUGUUUGAUAUUCUGCACUGCUUCAAGCUCUACUAAGUUGUGUACAGAAGAAGAAGAAGAAGAAGAAGAAGAAGAAGAAAAAAAAAACCCACUGGAACUAUUGGUGAUUGAUGAAGCUGCUCAGCUAAAAGAAUGUGAAUCCACUAUUCCAUUACAGCUCUCUGGUAUCCGUCAUGCUAUACUCAUUGGCGAUGAACAACAACUUCCUGCAAUGGUUCAAAGCAAGAUCUGCCAGAAUGUUGAAUUUGGAAGAAGCUUAUUCGAGAGACUGGUGUUAUUAGGGCAUAAAAAACAUCUUCUUAGUAUCCAAUACAGAAUGCAUCCAUCAAUAAGCAUGUUUCCGAAUAGGGAAUUCUAUGACAAUAUGAUUUCUGAUGGUCCAAAUGUCAAAGAGGGAACCUACGAGAGGCUUUUUCUUCAAGGAAGUAUGUAUGGCUCUUAUUCCUUCAUAAAUGUAAGCUAUGGCCAAGAGGGCUUUGAUAACAGACAUAGCACGAAAAACAUGGUGGAGGUAGCUGUGGCCACCGAUAUUGUUGCAAGACUCUUUAAAGAAUCUAAGGCGUCAAAACAAAAGGUUAGGAUUGGUUGCAUAUCACCAUACAAGGCUCAAGUAUUUGCACUUGAACAAAAAUUUGGAAAAACGUACAACACAGAUGCAAACAGUGACUUUUCUGUAAGUGUUCGAUCUGUUGAUGGGUUUCAAGGUGGUGAGGAAGAUGUCAUAAUUAUCUCUACUGUGCGAUGCAAUGGGCGUGGAUCAGUGGGCUUUCUUUCCAAUCGUCAAAGAGCCAAUGUGGCUCUCACUCGAGCAAGGCAUUGCCUUUGGAUUUUGGGGAAUGGUGCUACUUUGAUUAAUAGCGGCAGUGUGUGGAAAAAAUUAGUUGUAGAUGCCAAGGCUCGGGGUUGUUUUUAUGAUGCGAAUGAUGACAAGAACUUAGCUCAAGCUGUUGGAGGCGCCUUAGUGGAGCUUAACCAACUUGAUACAUUACUCAUGCCCGGUUCUUUUCUGUUUAGUAAUACAAGGUGGAAGGUUUGCUUUGGCGAAGAUUUUAGGAAAUCCAUGACUGGAAUCAAGAACAUAGAGAUUCGUAAGAAAGUGCUUUCUCUCUUACAAAAUCUUUCGAGUGGCUUGCAUCAGAAUAAGAACAAAGUUCUAAACUUGAAUGGGACUUCUUCUCAACUGUUGGAGGUGCACCAGGUCAAUGAAUUUCUGAAUCUCAUAUGGAGCAUAGACAUUGUUAGGGAAAAUUCAAAAGACAUCCAGGUUAUAAAGGUUUGGGACAUUUUGCCAUCGGCCAAGAUACCUAAACUAGCAGAGCAUUUCGAUGACUUAUUUGGGAAUUAUACAGUUGACAAGAUGAACCACUGCAAAUGCAGAAGACUUGAAGGGAAUUUAGCGGUUCCAGUGACCUUGCCAGCCAACUCAAGUUCUGGUACGAAGGCUAAUCUGGCUAAUACUAAUCAUGUUCAGCAUUUACAAAGUCGAGUAGCUUCACUAAGUCUGAAGAAUACACCUGCGGGAUCAUUGUAUAAAAGGAAUUUAGCGGUUCCAACAACUUCGCCAGCCAACUCAAGUUCCGGUACGAAGGCUAAUCUGGCUGAUACUGAUCAUGUUCAGUUUUUACAAAGCACAGUAGCUUCUCUAAGUCUGAAAGAUACACCUGCGGGAUCAUCGUAUAGUAGGAAUUUAGCGGUUCCAGCGACUUCGCCAGCCAACUCAAGUUCUGGUACGAAGGCUAAUUUGGCUAAUACUGAUCAUGUUCAGUCUUUACAAAGUCGAGUGGCUUCACCAAGUCUGAAGGAUACACCUGCGGGAUCAUUGUAUAGUAGGAAUUUAGUGGUUCCACUGACUUUGCCAGCGAACUCAAGUUUUGGUAUGAAGGCUAAUCUGGCUGAUGCUGAUAAUGUUCAGUUUUUACAAAGCCCAGUAGCUUCACUAAGUCUGAAGGAUACACCUGCGGGAUCAUCAUAUAGUAGGAAUUUAGCGGUUCCAGCGACUUUGCCAGCCAACUCAAAUUCUAGUACGAAGGCUAAUCUGGCUAAUACUGAUCAUGUUCAGUUUUUACAAAGCCAAGUAGCUUCACUAAGUCUGAAGGAUACACCUGCGGGAUCAUCAUAUAAUAGGAAUUUAGCGUUUCCAGCGACUUCGCCAGCCAACUCAAGUUUUGGUACGAAGGCUAAUCUGGCUAAUACUGAUCAUGUUCAGUUUUUACAAAGCCGAGUAGCUUCACCAAGUUUGAAGGAUACACCUGCAGGAUCAUCAUAUAGUAGGAAUUUAGCAUUUCCAGCGACUUUGCCAACCAACUCAAGUUCUGGUACGAAGGCUAAUCUGGCUGAUGUUGAUCAUGUUCAGUUUUUACAAAGCCGAGUAGCUUCACCAAGUUUGAAGGAUACACCUGUGGGAUCAUCAUAUAGUAGGAAUUUAGCGGUUCCAGCGACAUGGCCAGCAAACUCAAGUUCUGGUACAAAGGCCAAUCUGGAUGAUGUUGAUCAUGUUCAAUUUUUACAAAACCAAGUAGCUUCACAAAGUCACCCCUGCGGGAUCUUAUAGUAGAGAUAGAAGAAAUGACAAAGAGGGAAGAAGCCGGCCAGAAAGGGAAUGGUGGAGAGAGAUAAAAGGAACGAACUCACGGCGGAGAGACUCAGUGAAGAAGAAAACUCUCUCUGUUCAACCAGGUUCCAUCUAACAUUGGUUCUUAUUGCAACAAUAUGCUGCUGGAUAAUAUUGGAUUGGGGUGGCAUUUUUGACUUGUAACAAUGAUCUAAUUUGCUUUAAUGUUCAUUUUGUUUGAUAAGGAUACACAUACUUUGUAAAGUUGCACUGGUUAUUGUUGGAUGUUCUGUGGAAUUGCACUAGUUAUAAUUGUUGGAUAUUUUGUGGA
Messenger RNA from Camellia sinensis, 4994 nucleotides. The record is from RefSeq and is a predicted model, not a curated record. NCBI's taxonomy places the organism in Eukaryota, Viridiplantae, Streptophyta, Magnoliopsida, Ericales, Theaceae.